Molecule: messenger RNA, 1168 nt
Organism: Setaria italica (foxtail millet)
Lineage: Eukaryota; Viridiplantae; Streptophyta; Magnoliopsida; Poales; Poaceae
Exons: 3
Coding region: 21-896 (291 amino acids)
Source: RefSeq, a predicted model, not a curated record
UCUACCCAUAUUUUGAGGGGAUGACUGGAAAUAGUGUGAUAUGGCAACCCCAGGAAGUGGAAGAUCUCCUUCUGUAUUUCAAAGAGAAAAUUAAGGAGUGUGGAAAUGCCCUAGUUCUAAGGGAGGUACAUCAUGAGGAUUGUGCUCGAAGAAUCAAUGAAAAAUAUGGUUCUAACUUCACAGCGAGACAAGUUUACAACAAGUACCACAAACUCAAGGGUGAAUGGAAGGUGAUCAUGGAUGCAAAGUCUGUAAGUGGUGCUAGUUUUGAUGAAGUGCAGAAAAAGAUAAUCCAUGAUGAAAUAGAGGUUGUGAAGAUGAAAUCUAAUAAUGAUAAGAGAGCCAAGUACUACAAUGUUCCAAUCCCAUUCUAUGAUGAGAUGGAGUUUGUCUUCACAGGAAAACAUGCUACUAGAGAGUUUAGUGUUCUUCAAACACCUUUUGAUUGCCCACCAAGACAAGAUGAUGAUAUCACUGGAAAUGGAAGACAAGGCCAAGAUCAAGUUGAUCCAAAUAAUGAUCCUUCAAAGCACUACGAUUCUGAUACUCUCCCAGAUUCUGAUAGCCCUCACUCUGUUGGUUCCAAGCGUCGGGCUGAAGAUAACAAAGAGAAGAAAGGGAAGCGAGCCAAGCAUGAUUACGCCAUGGUUCAAGAUGUCACCGGUGCUAUGAACAACAUGUCUGAGACAAUGCACUUCACUCAUGUUACUGAUCCAAAUGAGGGCAUUUACAAGAUCAUUGACAACAUGGAGGAGUAUCAUCUGCUAGUGCGCCUUGAUCUGCAGACUUACCUUGCUGAAAAUGUUAGGAUUGCUAGCAUGUUGAAGGGGCGGCCAGAGGAAAGCAUCAAACAGUGGGUGGCACGGUGGGUUAUGGACCGCUAUCCUAUGCCUUAAGCUCUUCUCAUAUGACUUUGGUUAGUGCUCACGGUAGUGACUUACUGGUUUUUGCUUUUGGCAUGCAGUAUGGAUCUAUGACAUGCUGUAUAUUUUGGCACUUUGAAAAUGAAAAUGGCAUAGUGUGUAUAUUUUGGCUGUAAGAAGUUAUGCGCGGCAUGCUGUAUAUUUUGGCCGUAUGAAACUAUAUGCGGCAUCCUGUAUGUUUUGGCCAUUAUGAAACUAUAUAUGGCACCAGUGUAAUUUAGUUGUAUGACAUAUGCCAGAUUAUG